AUGUAUAUGUGUAUAUCAACGAGGAAAAUUUUUCAGAGACAUUUUGGAGUAACUUACUUUGAAGCAAUCAUCACUUUAAUAGGUCUUCCAACAGAACCUAACAUUUUCCCAUUCAUUUCUUCAAGAGCAAAAGCUGCUUCUGAUGUUUUUGAAAAUUUAAUGUACCAAGAGAAAUUACCUUUAUUUUCCCCUGAAAUUCGAUCUUUAACUACCCAAAUGUCUUCAAUCUUUCCAAAUUUUUCAAAGGCUUUUCUAAGAUCAUCUUCUUCCAGACUUUUGUGGCAUAUAACAAAUAAACGUGAAUUUGGUGGAUCAUCAUUUUUUGAUCUUAAAUCCAUUUGUUUAAUAUGCGGCCAAGCUUUAGGAUUUCCACCUGGCAUCAAAGACGGUCCAUAUCUAGCACCAUCUUCACCUCCACUAACACCACUACCGACAAAUAAAAUUCCUUUUUUUUCUAAUUCUUUGAUCAACAAGUGGUCGAUUGCCACGAAGAUCAAGAAUGAACAUUCGUACUGGACACUGGAGUAGAUUCGACAUCAGCCGACGUUUCGUAAGCCAAUCGCAGUGCACACCAAGAACAUAAAAUAGUUAUGGUCGGUUUAGAUAAUGCUGGUAAAACAACCAUAUUGUACCAGUUCCUAAUGAAUGAAGUUGUUCAUACAUCACCAACUAUUGGAUCUAAUGUUGAAGAAGUUGUUUGGAAAAAUAUUCAUUUCAUAAUGUGGGAUUUGGGUGGACAACAAAGCCUGAGAGCCGCAUGGUCCACGUAUUAUACUAAUACUGAGUUUAUUAUUAUGGUUAUAGAUAGUACAGAUAGAGAAAGACUUGGUGUAAUAAGAGAAGAAUUAUACUCAAUGCUAAAUCAUGAAGAAUUAAGUAAAGCCAAUGUCUUAGUUUAUGCUAACAAGCAAGAUUUAAAAGGUAGCAUGACAGCAGCUGAAAUUUCUAGACAACUAGAUUUAACUUCUAUUAAAAAGCAUCAAUGGCAUAUACAAAGCUGCUGUGCCCUUACAGGAGAAGGGUAAGAAAAAACUUUAGUCACAAUUAGAGUUACAAUGUUAUUUAUAAAAGUAAUAAAUUUUUUUGUCUUGUAAUGUUUUAGGCUUUAUCAAGGUCUUGAGUGGAUUGUUGGUCGUUUAAAAAAGACAUGA
Heterotrigona itama is the source of this 1151-nucleotide messenger RNA. The record is from the annotation of a GenBank genome assembly. Lineage: Eukaryota; Metazoa; Arthropoda; Insecta; Hymenoptera; Apidae.